GUGCACUUUACAUGAUCCUACUAUAAUCCGUAUGAUGAAAGCUAUUCAUAUUAUUUGAUAAGCUAAAAUCACGAAGUUAUUUCAGUAAACCAUGCUCUUCUCUAAAAUACUUGUGGUAUUCUUUAUUGUGCUAUGCGCUAUCGCAUAUUCUGCGGACGCACGUCGAAGGGAAUGGGAGAGAGAUUGCCCGGCUUGCAGGAGAGGGGAUAUGCGUUACAAUGAAGACGAAUGCAGAAAAUGCAGAGCCAAGCAUCCCCGCUUUAUAAGAGGAGGAGGACAGUUCCGUUGAU
Molecule: messenger RNA, 290 nt
Organism: Cylicocyclus nassatus
Lineage: Eukaryota; Metazoa; Nematoda; Chromadorea; Rhabditida; Strongylidae
Source: the annotation of a GenBank genome assembly